AUGGGGCUUGAUGUCGUGCAAGAUGCGGAUAUUGAUGACAAAGGCAAAUUCAAAUACGUCCUCAUUAAAGUGAUAGAGAAAUCCACGAAAGAACAAAAGUUCAUCGUCCGUGGUUAUAAGCGGCAUCCAUACCACGCGGACAUUUGCGACGAAGAUUUCAAGAUGGAUUGCGUCGGCGGUGGCCGAAUUGAGCACAAUCCUGAUGCUAAAUCGAUUUUUGUUUAUGGAUACUCAGUGGGCUUUGGCAAAGCCGACCAUGAGAUUUCCGUGGAUAUUCUGAAGAAAGCAUUCCCGGAUUGCGAGGUCACCUGGUCGAACGAUGGCUAC
Molecule: messenger RNA, 327 nt
Organism: Mesorhabditis spiculigera
Lineage: Eukaryota; Metazoa; Nematoda; Chromadorea; Rhabditida; Rhabditidae
Source: the annotation of a GenBank genome assembly